AUGUCAGCCAGCACAUUGGAGAACACUAUAGGGAGGUCAUGUGAUCACACUGACUCCUCCUUCUGGUUUUGCAGGAAGAAGAUAACACAACAGGGUGAGCGCCCCGCCCCCCCAACCACGCAGGAUGACAGUGAUAUACAGAGUGGGAGGAGCCAAAAUGAACCCGCUCGGCGCCCCUGGGACAGAGGAAGCACCACGUUGCCCAGGAUGAAAUCCACGGUCAGCAGCACUGAGGCGGCUCCAGAGGAGUCAACCGAUACCAUGGAGAGGCUCAAACAGGACCUGCUGGAUGAGAUGAGGAAAGAGCUGCAGAGAGUGAAGGACGAGAUUAUUGAAGCAUUAACCCAGGAACUGCGCAGAUCCAGCACACCGUGACCUCAGACUCCUCCCCCUCUGACUCAGGCUCCACCCACAGGCUCAGCACUCUUCCUCUGCUGUGCAGCACCUUCAGAAAUAAGCAGCCAGGAAAGGCUUCUAGCACCUCCCCCUGUGACAUGGUCA
Molecule: messenger RNA, 501 nt
Organism: Nanorana parkeri
Lineage: Eukaryota; Metazoa; Chordata; Amphibia; Anura; Dicroglossidae
Product: vasodilator-stimulated phosphoprotein-like
Exons: 5
Coding region: 1-375 (124 amino acids)
Source: RefSeq, a predicted model, not a curated record